Molecule: messenger RNA, 2054 nt
Organism: Acaromyces ingoldii
Lineage: Eukaryota; Fungi; Basidiomycota; Exobasidiomycetes; Exobasidiales; Cryptobasidiaceae
Exons: 6
Coding region: 71-1963 (630 amino acids)
Biological process (GO): intracellular iron ion homeostasis; copper ion import; iron ion transport
Cellular component (GO): plasma membrane
Molecular function (GO): ferric-chelate reductase activity
Source: RefSeq, a predicted model, not a curated record
UCUGAAAGUGAAAAAAAAGAUACGGAAAACCGUCGAGGAGCGCCAGGCCAUAAGAAGCCCCGAGCGAGGGAUGGGCUGGACACCGCUGCCGUCUCCCUUUUCCCAUUUCCCCCCACGUACCUCGCCCAUUGGAUCAUCGCUCAUGGUUCUCCGACCUUACGAUCGCGCGCCGACCUGGCGCCAAAAGGGCAUGAAGUACAAGCCGGGCACGCAAAAGUACCAGGACUACCUCGACACCAUCGAUGCGAAGAGAUUCAACAGUUUCAAGGUGCCCGCCCUGGCCUGCUAUGUCAUCUGGUGCUGCUUCGCCCUCGUCGUUCUCCUGGCGGCCCUGCGCCGUCUGCUGCCAAAGAGCAAGAGAGUCGCGCUCCUCGACCGGUACCUGACCCAGGCUCCACUCGUCUCUCGCAGACACCAGCAGCCGUAUCGCUUCCUUGGUCUCAACUGGCACGCGCCCCUCCGAGGCCACGCCAUCGUCCUCUUCGGCCUGUUCCUGGCCAAUCUCGUGCCCAUGGUUGCCGACUACCGCAUCUUGGACCCGGCGCGCAACGUCAACUGGCCCGACAAUGGCCCAGCCCAGGUAGCGCGCUACGUCGCCGAUCGCGCUGCGACAAUGGCUACGCUGCAGGUCCCGCUCCUGGUCAUGCUCUCCGCGCGCAGUGGACCCGUGGCGCUCCUCACGGGCGCACGCUUCCACACCCUCAUGAUCUACCACAAGUACUUUGCCGUCCUCUUUGGCGUGCUCGUCGUCGUCCACGGCGUGAGCAUGCUUACAUUCGCCUCGCUGUACGGCGAAGGCCAGCUGAAGAAGUACGGUGCAUCAGUCUACGCACGCAUGGGCAUGGCUUCGGCCGUCCUCGUCCUGCUGCAGGUCACGUUCAGUACCCGGCCUCUGCGCGCGAGGGCUUAUGAGACUUUUGUUGCCCUCCACGUCCUCGUCGCCGUCGCCGUCCUCGUCGGUGUCUGGUACCACAUCACGCUUCUCAAGAGCGCCACUCUGGGCGACUUUUCCAACGGCAUCCUCGUCGCUUGCGCCUUCUGGGGCUUUGACGUGCUUGCGCGCCUCGUCCGCCUGGCCUACUUCAACACACUGUUUGCCCUCAGACGGGGCCAGGUCGAGACGGUGCUCAGCGGCACCGACGACGCCGAGCAGGUGCUCAAAGUCACCGUCCAGGUCAACGCCAAGAGGUCGCGCGGCUUCCUCAGGCCAGGGAGACACAUCUAUCUCCACGUCCCCGGCGUACAGCCCCUGGCGGCACACCCUUUCUCCGUUGCCGAAUGGACACAGGGAGCAAAGGACGGCAGCACGACAUUGACGCUCUUUGCUCGCGUCCGAAAGGGCCUUACAAAGCGCUUGGCAGCGCAUGCAUCGUCGCCGCAGCGCAGGGACCCCGUGAUGCUCGUUGAAGGCUUCUACGGCAUCGAUGACGACGAGAUUUCGUCGAUCGACUCCCUUCUCCUUGCCGCAGGAGGCAUCGGCAUCACACACUGCCUCUCGUACCUUGUCGACCGCCUUCGCCAGGGCAAGCGGGUGCACCUCGUCUGGACAAUGCGCGAUCCCUCACUCGCCGCCAUCGCCCUUGAUAUCCUCAAGCACGCCGCUUCCCAGGCCGAUGCUUCAUCCAAGGCCCUCUGCAGCCUCUCGCUGCACAUCACUGGCCACCAUGGUGGUCUCUCCAAGCGAGACUCGUCUUCGUCCACGACGCACCAGCAGGACAUUGAUGAGAAGGCGCUCUCCAUCGACGACGAAAAGAUGAUGCCCGGCAUUCGGUCUCGCUACGAAGCCCUGGGACUCGCGUCUGUUGCCUGGUACGACGCACGGCCAGACGUAGCCGAGGUCAUGGACGGCGCCGUGAGCUUUGGCGCCGUCGUCUCGUGCGGCGGCCCGGCGUUCUGCGACGACGUGAGAGCGGAAGCCAACAAGAGGGGUGCUGCCCUGUACGAGGAGCCGUUUGGUUGGUAGAGGGCUCCCUUUCUUGUCUUCUCAGGUGAUGUCAUGCCGUCCACCUUUCAUACUGUCUAGGGUAGAUGCACACAUAGCAACUGGCGCUCAU